CUGUGUAUGUUUUGUUUUACAUUGUAAACAAAAUAAAAUAUGCUGAUGUUUACAUCAAGAGGCUGUUAUCAAUGUUAUCAUCAAGGCCUAAAUAGAUUUGGUCACUUACGGGUACUUAAUGCUGCAUCACACUUGAGCUCUUCAAGACUCUUAGGCUUUAAGUUUGUUGUAAGCAGUCGGAAUGUUAGAUUAUAUAAUAUAAAUCACAGAGUUUGGGUGUCAGCAAAACCAUGUACUUGGCUAGAUAAAUGUCCCUGUCACAGUAGCUCAGUCAAGCCGCACCAACUGCAACUAGGACAGUAUUACAGGAAUAACUUGUGUAUUUUCAGACAGUAUUCCAUUUUUUCUUUCAAGCCCGUUGUUCCUAAAGUUUUUCAAAGAUCUAUUAGCAAUAUGGCAGCUGAAGGAAUAAGACUUAGCUGGCAUGUGAAAAAGGAGCAGAUUGAUGCUGAUGCAGAGCAGCUAAUGGAACGUCUAAAACAAGUGUAUGAUUCCAUGGGAGCACUUACUGAGGACCAAGUGACUUAUGAUAAUGUAGUAAAGUCAUCUGCAGAUAGUGAUUGUUGGUAUGCUGUAGAAAGGAACAAUAUAGAUUUUCUCCAGCAUGUUUCACCUGAUAAAGAUCUUAGAGAUGCAAGUGUUGCUGCAGACAAGAGAAUGUCUGAUUUCGAUGUUGAAUUGAGUAUGCGACAAGAUGUUUUUGAAUCUUUUGUUGCUCUGGAGAAAAAAGAGGAGUUCAAAACAUUUAAGCCUGAGGCCAGGAGAUUUGUAGAGCGAAUCAUAAAAAAUGGAAAACGAAAUGGGCUGCAUCUUGACAAGAGCAUUCAAGAGAAAAUCAAAGCAAUCAAAAAACGCAUGAGUGAUUUGUCAAUUGAUUUCAGUAAAAAUUUGAAUGAAGAAAACACAGUGCUUGAGUUUACUGAAGAAGAACUAGCUGGUUUACCUGAUGAUUUUCUCAAGAGCUUAGAAAAGUGUGAGAAUGGUCAACUGAAAGUCUCUUUGAAGUAUCCACACUACUUUCCAUGUGUAAAAAAAGCUAGAAAUCCAGAAACAAGAAGAAAAAUGGAGACUGCUUUCAAUUCUAGGUGUUUAAAAGAAAACACACCUAUCUUGGAAGAGCUAAUAAAACUUAGAAAUGAGAAAGCCAAUUUGUUAGGAUACAAAACACAUGCUCAAUUUAUUUUGGAGAUGCGAAUGGCCAAAACCCCAGAAAACGUCCAAGAAUUCCUGACUUCACUUGCUGAAAAACUGAAGCCUUUAAAAGAAGAGGAGAUUAAACUCUUUCUUUCUUACAAAAAGGAAGAGUGUGAGAAAUUUGGGUUUAAUUUUGAUGGACAAAUCAAUAAUUGGGACCUAAGGUACUACAUGACUAUGGCAGAAGAAAAAAAAUACACUGUUGAUCAACAGAAACUGAAAGAAUAUUUUUCAAUGUCUGUUGUAACAAAAGGACUUUUGGAAAUUUAUCAGGAACUGCUUGGAUUGACAUUCACCCAGAUAGAAACCACUGAUGUCUGGCAUGAAGAUGUCACAUUGUUCAGUGUUGUGGAUAAAGUCACUAGUGAACUGUUGGGUUAUUUCUACCUGGACCUACACCCAAGAGAAGGCAAAUAUGGCCAUGCAGCGUGCUUUGGAUUACAGCCAGGUUGUAUAGGGCCUGAUGGUAAAAGGCAAGUUGCUGUGGCAGCAAUGGUUGCUAACUUCACUAAGCCUACAGCAGAUCAACCUUCACUUUUGACUCAUGAUGAGGUAGAAACAUAUUUCCAUGAAUUUGGUCAUGUUAUGCAUCAGAUAUGUGCUCAAGCAGACUUUGCUCUCUUCAGUGGAACUCAUGUAGAGAGAGACUUUGUUGAAGCUCCUUCUCAAAUGCUGGAGAACUGGGUCUGGGAGAAAGAGCCCCUGACUCGAAUGUCAGCUCACUACAAAGAUGGUUCACCUAUCCCUGAUGACCUCUUGGAAAAACUGACACUCAGCCGUCAAGCCAAUGCUGGAGUCUUUAAUUUGAGGCAGAUCACACUUGGUACUUUUGACCAAAGGAUACACACACGAGCUGAGGCUGACACUGCUAAAAUCUAUGCAGAAGUUUGUGAAGAGUAUCUGGGGAUCCAAGCAACACCUGGAACCAACAUGGCUGCAACCUUUGGUCACCUAGGUGGUGGAUAUGAUGCUCAAUAUUAUGGAUACUUGUGGAGUGAAGUAUUUUGUAUGGACAUGUUCAUGUCUCGUUUUAAAAAAGAAGGAAUCAUGAGUUCUAAAGUAGGAGCUGAGUACAGAAAAUAUAUUCUUCAGCCAGGAGGUUCCAUUGAUGCUGCAGACAUGUUAAGAAACUUCCUUGGCAGAGAGCCUAAACAAGAUGCCUUUUUGGAAAGUAAAGGUCUUUUAAGUGCAUAAAGAGUCUUAUGUUUUAGCAAUGUUCAAAGGUGUUGGGGGCAAUGCCUCAUGCAUUAUAUAUUUCUUAGGCUCAAUUCAUUCAUGCUUGCAACACAGACAUAUAGGGAGUAAAUUUUUAAAAACAUUAUCCAUUUCCAAUUGUUAUUAUUUUAAUUUCACAAGUAUAUAUUUUUUUAAAAAUGUUUUAGUGCUGAAAAGAAACUAAUCUUCAUUUAAAAUAAUGUAUAAAAAAAGUAACUUUUUUUUUGUGAUUCUCUUUUAAAAAGAUAAUUAAAUAUGUUUGGCAUAUUCAAAAAGAAAAUGUAUAUAUUAUUUCAUCAGGCAGCACAGAACAUUCAUUAUUGUUAUUUACAGGCAUUAGUUUGAAUUGAAUCAUGAUUGAUAUGAAUGAAAACAGAGAGGACUUGUAUACUCAGGUUAAUUUAUUUUAAUUUUAUAUGCUUAGGAUUUCACAUAUUUAAGUAUCUUUUAUUUUGAAUAAAA
Biomphalaria glabrata is the source of this 2871-nucleotide messenger RNA. Its product is annotated as thimet oligopeptidase-like. Gene Ontology annotation, biological process: peptide metabolic process; proteolysis. The record is from RefSeq and is a predicted model, not a curated record. Bases 40 to 2388 code for a protein of 782 amino acids. Lineage: Eukaryota; Metazoa; Mollusca; Gastropoda; Planorbidae. Gene Ontology annotation, molecular function: metalloendopeptidase activity. Gene Ontology annotation, cellular component: mitochondrial intermembrane space. The transcript has 17 exons.